Adineta steineri is the source of this 2230-nucleotide messenger RNA. The record is from the annotation of a GenBank genome assembly. NCBI's taxonomy places the organism in Eukaryota, Metazoa, Rotifera, Eurotatoria, Adinetida, Adinetidae.
AUGCGACUUUUUCGACGAUUUCGAAAACAAAAUCCGCCAACAUCUCCACCACCACCAUUACAAACUGUUGUUAUUAAUAGAGCUCCUAAUUCACCAUCAACUACAUCAUAUACGGAACCAAAUAAUUCAACAAUAAAAUCAACAAAUUUUUCACAAUCAGUACCAAUAUCACGAUCUGAAAUACGUCAUAAAAGUGAAAUUGAAGUUGAAGUAAAACAACAACAACCAUUAAAAAAUACAUUUAGUAAUAAUAUUUCGCCAGUAUCUACUUCAUCCUAUCCUUCGGUGAUACGUCCAAUAGGAAUAACAAAUAAUCGAACACGACAAUUAUUUUUUGAUGAAAAUUCUUCAUCAACACAUUAUCAAAUACCUAAACAUCGUAUUCAGACAAAUUCAAUUCAAACUCAAACACCAUUAUUACAUCAAAAUGAUCAUCAUAUUCAACAAUUGAAAACAUUAAAUGAUGAUACAUUAUUAAAAAAUGAAAAAAUUCAUGUUCUUCUACGUGAACUCACCGAUUGUCAGGCAAUAAUCAAACAGCAGGAACAACAAUUGGUAAACGGUAAAAAAGACCGCGAUCAAUUGUGCUGUAUCAUCGAUGAGCGUACGAACGAAUUACGUAAUCUCAAGCAAAAGUAUGAACAAUUGGAGCAAAUGAUAAGAAAUGAACAAGAACAUAGUAACGACGAAAAGAAACUUCUUUCUCUAUUACAAGAAUCUCAAGAAGAACGAGACAAAUUAAUAAAUCAACAACGACAAACUUAUGAACACAUAUAUAAAUUAGAAGAUCAAAUAAAAUAUUACGAAAGUGAUGCCGGCAAAAUGCGUGAUCAUGUUUUAUGUUCAAAAAUCAAAUUAGAUAAAAAAUUUGAAGAUAACGAUUAUUUAUCAAAUGAAUUAACAAAUAUGAAAAAGUUUUGUGAUCGUCUUGAACAAGAAAAUCAAAAAUUAAAAUUACAAAUUGAUUUUGAAAGAAAAAAAAAUGAAGAAUGUAUGAAAUCAAAAACAUUAAUUGAUUUUGAAUUACAAAAUUCACUUGAAAAAAUUCGUUCACAACGAUAUGAAUAUGAAACCAAAUUGACUACAUUAGAUGAAUCAUUAAAAUAUUCUCAAAAACAAUAUCAAAAUUUACAACAAAAUCAACAUUUAAUCGAAGAUAAACAUGAAAAAGAAAUUCAUCAAUGUAAACAUCAUAUACAUGAAUUAGAAAUCAAGAUUGAAGAAGUUAUCAAAGAUAAAGCAUUAAUAUCCAUCCGUUGUGGAGAAUUAAUUGAAGAAAAUCGUAAAUUAGAAAAAGCAUUAAAUGAUAAAGAAGAUGAUUAUGAAGAAAAAAUAAAUUGUUAUAAAGAAAAAAAUACAUAUUUAUCAACACAAAUUGAAGAUAUAGAAAAAAAAUUAAGUGAAACAAAAAAACAACUUGAAAUAAUAACAAUGGAAAAAGAUGAAACAUUAGCUGAUAUGUUAAUUGCUGUACGUGUUGCAAGUGAAUUACGAUAUGAUGCUGAAGAUCGUUUAAAUAAAGCUAAUGAUGAUCUGAAACGAGUUACAGACCAUAUUGAACAAGAACGAGCAAUUAAUAAAGCUGUUCAUAGAAAACAGAUACAAUUAGUAGUACCGAAUCGAAAUUCAAAUGAACAUUCUGAUUUUGGGCAUGUAAAAAUAAAAGAAAUGAUUCGAACAUUAGAAGCAAAUUCUCGGAAUAAUCCAAUAAAUAUAUUAAAUACUCAUAAUGAUUCUCCUAUUCGUCAACGACCAGUAUCACAACCAUGUACACGUACAGAAACAAAUGCUAUACUAAUAAAUCAUAAUCAUCGACAAUUUGAUACAUCAACUGAUGAUGCAAAAAUAUUAUCUUCAACAAAAAAUAUUUCUCCAUUGUUAAAUAGUAGUCAAAGAUCUGAUACAUCGGUUCGAUCUAUAACGAAUGAACAAUAUGAUGAAAUGAAAUCCAUUGUUGAAGCUGUUUUUGCUCGAAUGCCUGGUAGUGUUUGUAAACGUGAUGCUCUACUUAAAUGGUGUGUAGAAAAAUUAGCGAAUUAUGGAAUAUCAAUAACAAAUUUUUCAAAUUCUUGGAUCGAUGGUAUUGCAUUUUGUUCAUUAUUACAUUCAUAUUUACCUGAUCGUGUUGAUCUUGAAAUAAUCAAAAAAGAAACAAAAAAAAAACGUUUUGAAAUUGCAUUUAAUAUAGCCAGUAGCGUUGGAAUUGUAUCUGUAUUAGUAAGUGAAUAGA